AUGGCCCCUAACCCAGUCAAGAUUAAACCCGGGAGGGACAUUGUCCAUGUCAAAGUCGGACUCGGUCUCCAAGAUUUCGGCAUUCACAAGAAUCUCCUUUGCGGCUACUCGCCAUUUUUCAAGACCGCAUUCACAUCUGGUUUUGAAGAAGCAAGGAGCGGUAUCAUGAAGCUUCCAGAAAAGGAUGCGAAGAUGUUCGAGCUGUUCUACAACUGGCUGUAUACACAGGAAUUGUGGGACCGGGACGCCAGGCGAGAAGAAUGGCCAGAGUUGGAGGGGCUGAUGAAGCUCUACAUUUUCGCAGAUACGGUAAAAGUCCCAGUUCUGAAAAACCAUAUCAUCGAUACCCUCCAAGCCAUCAGCAACGCUACUCGAAGACUGCCCGUAUCGGUUUUUCCUUAUGUAUGGAGCAACACAACGGCGACAGACCCCAUUCGGACUCUCAUGGUUGAUUGGCUGGUCUGGGAGUUCAACGAGAGAGAGUUUGAUGAGAACCCGGAAUACUUUCCCCCAGAACUACGACUUCAAGCUCUGAAGGCCAUGCGAAGAAUCAUUAGUACAUAUCAGCGAUUGAAAGAAAUCAAAGAUGAAAAUCUUCUCGUGGAUAUGCGAAAGUAUCACCAUAAAGAGGACAACGCUGCACAGUGAAGCUCGCCAAUGAUACACCAAUCUGUCGAGUAUCAGACAAUAGCCACAGACGACGACUUAGCUCUAGGAUCACAAGGAGUACUUUUAAAUUGGU
Mollisia scopiformis is the source of this 742-nucleotide messenger RNA. RefSeq lists its product as uncharacterized. The record is from RefSeq and is a predicted model, not a curated record. Lineage: Eukaryota; Fungi; Ascomycota; Leotiomycetes; Helotiales; Mollisiaceae. Gene Ontology annotation, molecular function: protein binding. The transcript has 2 exons. The coding region runs from base 1 to 648 and encodes 215 amino acids.